UCGAUGCUGCAGCAGAGCAAACCACGUCUCUCAAACAACAAAUAAACAGCCGCUGGGUGUUCUGCGGUUCUGUGAGCGGAGCAGACAUGGACCGCUACCGUGAAGUCCCGGAUGUGGUUCUGGACCCUGAACCGAAGCUGCAGGGCGAAGUUUUACCGUCAGAUGUCCGCAAAGUGAUUGUUGGUGAAGAAGAGCAGCAACAGUGGAGCCCCCUCCUUGACUCAGAGCACACACACAUCAAAGAGGAGCAGGAGGAAGCCUGGAGCAGCCAGGAUGCAGAUCAGCUUCGACGUCCACAGGAGGCCUGUGUCACCAUAUUAACAUUCAGUCCUGUGAAAAAUGAAGAUAAUGCUGAGGAGAAACCAGAGUCCUCUCAGCUUCAUCGCCAUCAGACUGGAAUGAAAAAAGAAGCCAGGAACUCAGACCCAGAGAGCCAUUCAGAGCCAGGAACUGACAAAGCUUCAGACUCUUCUGAGACCGAGGUGAGUGACGGUGACUGGGAGCAGAACAGGGAACCUAAGUCAGGUCAAAAAUGCCUGAAAAACCACAACUUCACUAUUAUCGACAUUAACUGUAACAUUGAGCGAUCGUUCAGCUGUUCCGAAUGUGGUCAGAGGUUCGGCAGAAAGCCACACCUCAAAGCACACAUGAGAAUUCACACUGGAGAGAAACCCUUUAGUUGCUCUUUUUGUGGCAAAACAUUUUCUCAGAAAGGAAACUCCAUCAGCCACAUGAGACUUCACACAGGAGAGAAACCUUUCAGCUGCUCCAUCUGUAAGAAAAGUUUCAGGUACAGUGGUGACGUGAGCAGGCACAUGAAAAUCCACACAGGACUGAAAAAAGGCCGCAGCAAGGUUGGCGACAUGCUCAGCAGUGGCAUUCACGUGGGGUCAAGACCUGGCAGGAGCUUACAUCCAGACACAUCCUUACAACCAGGAAGUGAUGUUAAAGCCCCAGAACCUGAGACUGAAGCCAACCACGAAGCUUUGAAGGAACCCGGAGAAUCUCUGCCCCAUUUAAACUGUCUGAGGAGUGACGCUGUCUCUCUGAGUGAGAUAAGAAGUACUGAUAAGGAGGCAUUUAGCUGCUCUAAGUGUGGACGGACAUUCUGCCGUAGAGACCACCUGAUCAGCCACAUGAGAACGCACACUGGAGAGAAACCAUUCAGCUGCUCAGUCUGUGAGAAACGUUUCAGCUGUAGCGGGAACAUCUUGGCACACAUGAGAAUCCACACAGGAGAGAAACCGUUUGAAUGUUCAUUCUGCGGGAAGAGUUUUAGUCAGAAAGGAACACUGCAGCUUCACGUGAGAAUUCACACGGGAGAGAAACCCUUCACCUGCCCUUUUUGUGAUAAAAGAUUUGCGCACAAAAGACGCAUGACGCUGCACAUGUCUGUCCACACAGAGGAGAAACGGUUCAGCUGCAGCACUUGUGACAAAAGGUUCACCUGGUAUACGCAGCUCAAAACCCACAGGUGUGUUGGCGAGCCGUCACAGCUCCGCCAGAACCAAAGUGAGAAGGCAGUUCCUCCGAAGGAGUCCUUCAGCUGCACUGAGUGCGGUAAAAUAUUCAGCCUCAAGGGCAAUUUGAAGACACACAUGAGAAUUCACACAGGAGAGAAACCAUUUGGUUGUUCAGUUUGUGGAAAGAGUUUUAAACAAAACGUGCAUCUGACUGAACACAUGACAAUUCACACAGGGGAGAAACUCUAUAAGUGCAGCAUCUGCGGUAAAGGAUUCAAUAAGAAGUUACUUAUUAAAAACCACACCUGUGUUUAAGCUUGGACGCUUUAUCAGCUCUGAUCACAUCCACAGAUUUAUAUUCAUAAGUCACUUAAUAUUAAAGCUGUAGUGAUUCAUUGUAUGUUUCUGAGUGUUGCAUACAUUUUUGUUAUUUAUAUUGAAAAUAUGAAAGCAUUGAGCCUAAAUCUUCCUGCAUAAGGUUUAAAUGCUGCAUCCUGACAGCAACAAAAAGACUGGGAUGUGCAAUAUAUUCAUAAUGAACUUGUAGAAUAAAUUUGUCCAAAGAAGCAAGUAUGUUGAUUUAAAUGUUUGUGGCUGAGCAUACAUGAAAACAAUCCGCCUCACUUUUUAAAUCACUUUGUUCUAUCAAAUAUUGCAUCAAAAUUAUAUCAUUGUCUGAAUAAAAGAAAAACAAACCUGUUUAAAAUGCUGCAGUUUGGAUGAGUUACACCUGACCCCCUCAGAAUCAGCUCAUCUUUCUUCUGCAGGAGUUUAGUAUAUUUAAUCACACUAUGUUAAAUGAUGUUACUUUCAUACUAUGAGUAUUUUCACUUACAGAACCUCAAAGUAUUUGGUCUUCACUCUGUGACACUGCAGGAAACACAGACUAUAGACCAAAUCUGUUUCUGUUUGUCAACAUGAGCCAUCACACGGUUCAGCAUCAGUGUGAUGAAUCAGUCCUCUUUUCAUACAAGGGUGAUCUUAGUUCCUUCUGUGUCAAAAUAGUUUUCUGAUAUAGGAAGUUUUUAACCCUAUGAAGCUGACUCGUGCCUGUGAAAUCACGUUCUGUGUAACAGAUUGGACAGACCACAUCAGCCUAACAGCUUUAGGUCCUGAAUAAGGUUUUAUGACUGUUUGAAGGUUCUGGAUCCCAGAAAACUCGGGCUAAAUGUUGAACUUCUCGUCAGUUUAGAGGGGGGCUGCUGCUGCUGCUGCUCGUCCAUGUUGAUCCAUCCAUGUAGAAGAAAGUCUGCUGGUGCUAAAGGAAGUCGGCCACUGACAGAUUUUUCAUGGAAUGAUGCUGCUGUUGAAAUAUUUACUCUUGAAACCUCCUGACUCCGGAAUUUCCUUCCUUGCAGAAAUAUUUUCAGUUUGUGAAUAUGUGUAUUUAUACCUUUAAAAUUCUGAGUCUAAAAGCUUUAUUGUCUGCACACUUCUUGAUUGUGAGGCUCACAUGAAGCUGAACUUUGACAACAUCCCUUUAAUGG
Pelmatolapia mariae (spotted tilapia) is the source of this 2950-nucleotide messenger RNA. Its product is annotated as gastrula zinc finger protein XlCGF57.1-like. The record is from RefSeq and is a predicted model, not a curated record. Gene Ontology annotation, cellular component: nucleus. NCBI's taxonomy places the organism in Eukaryota, Metazoa, Chordata, Actinopteri, Cichliformes, Cichlidae. Gene Ontology annotation, molecular function: DNA-binding transcription factor activity, RNA polymerase II-specific; RNA polymerase II transcription regulatory region sequence-specific DNA binding. Gene Ontology annotation, biological process: regulation of transcription by RNA polymerase II. Bases 87 to 1778 code for a protein of 563 amino acids. The transcript has 2 exons.